Hemisphaericaspora subhashii is the source of this 1668-nucleotide messenger RNA. It is a transcript of the gene PCK1, whose product is annotated as phosphoenolpyruvate carboxykinase. Bases 1 to 1668 code for a protein of 555 amino acids. Gene Ontology annotation, cellular component: cytosol. The record is from RefSeq and is a predicted model, not a curated record. Gene Ontology annotation, molecular function: ATP binding; phosphoenolpyruvate carboxykinase (ATP) activity. Gene Ontology annotation, biological process: gluconeogenesis. NCBI's taxonomy places the organism in Eukaryota, Fungi, Ascomycota, Pichiomycetes, Serinales, Debaryomycetaceae. The transcript has a single exon.
AUGGCUCCUCCUCCUCCAACUGCUGUUGAAUCAGCUAUCAACUUUGCUGACCAUCCAAUCCUCAAGUCUGUUGAAGACCCAGUUGUCGAACAAUUAUCCCUCAACCCAGAUACUAUUAUCAGACACAAUGCUGCCCCAGCUACUCUUUACGAAGAUGGUUUAUUAGAAAAGGGAACCACCAUUUCUUCUACUGGUGCUUUAAUGGCUUAUUCCGGUUCCAAGACUGGUAGAUCUCCGAAAGAUAAAAGAAUUGUCGAUGAAGAAACCUCUUCUCAAAAUAUUUGGUGGGGUCCUGUUAACAAACAAGUUGAUGAAUUAACUUGGAAAAUUUCCAGAUCAAGAGCUCUUGAUUACUUAAGAACUAGAGAAAAAUUAUUCGUUGUUGAUGCUUAUGCUGGUUGGGAUCCAAGAUAUAGAAUCAAGGUCAGAAUUAUCUGUGCUAGAGCUUACCAUGCUUUAUUCAUGACCAAUAUGUUGAUCAAACCAACUGAUGAAGAAUUAAAGAACUUCGGUGAACCAGAUUUCACUGUCUACAAUGCUGGUCAAUUCCCAGCUAAUGUCCACACUAAAGGUAUGACUUCUUCUACUUCUGUUGAAAUUAACUUCAAAGAUAUGGAAAUGGUUAUCUUAGGUACCGAAUAUGCUGGUGAAAUGAAGAAGGGUAUUUUCACAGUUAUGUUCUACUUGAUGCCAAUCAAGCACAAGGUUUUAACUUUACAUUCUUCUUGUAACCAAGGUGUUGAAACUGGUGAUGUUUCCUUAUUCUUCGGUCUUUCCGGUACCGGUAAGACUACUCUUUCUGCUGAUCCAAAGAGAGAAUUAAUUGGUGAUGAUGAACAUUGUUGGUCUGACAACGGUGUCUUCAACAUUGAAGGUGGUUGUUAUGCUAAAUGUAUCAACUUGUCUGCUGAAAAGGAACCAGAAAUUUUCAAUGCUGUCAAGUUUGGUUCUGUUUUAGAAAAUGUUGUCUAUGAUCCAUACACCAAGGUUGUUGAUUACGAUGACUCAAGCAUAACUGAAAACACUAGAUGUGCUUACCCAAUUGAAUAUAUUCCAUCUGCCAAGAUUCCAUGUUUGGCUGAUACUCACCCAAAGAACAUUAUCUUGUUAACUUGUGAUGCUUCCGGUGUCUUACCUCCAGUUUCCAAAUUAGACAAUUCUCAAGUCAUGUACCAUUUCAUUUCUGGUUACACCUCCAAGAUGGCUGGUACUGAAGUUGGUGUCACUGAACCACAAGCUGUUUUCUCUGCAUGUUUCGGUCAACCAUUCUUAGUUUUGCACCCAAUGAAGUAUGCUCAACAAUUAUCCGACAAGAUUUCCGAACACAACUCCAAUGCUUACUUAUUAAACACUGGUUGGGUCGGUGCUGGUUUCAAGGAUGGUGGUAAGAGAUGUCCAUUGAAAUACACUAGAGCUAUCUUGGAUGCUAUCCACUCUGGUGAAUUAGAAAACGCUGAAUAUGAAAAAUUCCCAGUUUUCAACUUGAAUGUUCCAAAGGCCAUUUCUGGUGUUCCAUCUGAAUUAUUAAACCCAGCCAGAUCUUGGGUUAAGGGUGCUGAUGCUUUCAACACUGAAGUUAAAUCUCUUGCUGCCAAGUUUAACGAAAACUUCAAGAUUUACUCUGAUGAAGCUACUGCUGAAGUUAAAGCUGCUGGUCCAGAUGCUUAA